AUGUUCAACGUUCCUCGUCCGAACGCGAGCCCAACCAAUGGGCUCGCUUCAUCUUAUGUCGAGGACAACCCCCUGUUUAGCUCCACGUAUGAUGGAAUGGAUCCAUGGUCAACCACUCCGGAACUGCCUCAUGCGACAUUAGCGAGCACACUGGACGAUCUCUUAGGCAUGUGCAGCUGCUCUGUUUAUACUGUAUAUUCUCAGACGUUCGAGAAAGUCAGUGUCAGCGACUCGGAAGUGUCAGUCAACUCUCUUCUAUACGUCUUGGGCACUUCUGGUCUAUCCACAUCCACAAUCGAUAGGAUCGUUAGUCUCGUCAGCACACGACCUCGUGUUUCUAGGCUUGAAUUCUACGUCGCAUUAGCACUUGUGGCUGCAGCCCAGCAAGGGAAAGACGUUAGCAUCGAGACAGUUAUUUCCGAAGCAAGACAAAAUACGCUCCCAGUGCCAGCUCUGCAGGUGGAUUCACUUGAAAUCAAUCCCCUUCCAUCCACCUCAUUCCCGCCUCAGGGGAAUUCAUAUGGUGAUAGUACGGAUCCCUGGAGCCCUAGGGAACUGGAAAAUAAUGACCGGAUAGAUCAAACCGCGGCGGCAACUAGGGACGUUCCGUCUACAGUCGCUAGACUUGGAAGGAAUUGGUACAUGCACCAAUCAAAAGUGGAAGUUUCUAUCGCUCCAAAGAGACAAGGGUUUAUUCUUGCUCGAUAUACCGUGUAUCAGAUCAAGAGCGAUCGUGGUGCCCCCGUCUUUCGGAGAUAUUCAGAGUUCCUCUAUCUCUUCGAUUGCCUAGUUCGACGUUAUCCCUUUAGACUUCUCCCGUGUCUUCCUCCCAAGCGCAUUGGGGGGGAUGCCCAAUUUUUGGAAAGCCGGAGAAAGGGUUUACAGCGAUUCCUGAACUUCGUAGUAAAUCACCCCGUCAUUCGAGAUGACGCUGUGCUCCAUGUUUUCUUGACCGAGCCCGAUCUUGAGACAUGGCGGAAACGAUCUUCGGUAUCAUUAGAGGAAGAGUCAGCCACCAAGCGCAUAACUCGUGUCGAAGAAAUGAGCAUUCCGAGUGAUUUAUCCGAAAAAAUGCAGUUUAUUCGGAACCGCAUGCAGCUGCUCAUCGAGAAGUGGACUCGAAUAUGUUUGAUCACAGAGCGACUUUUCAAAAGAAGAGAAGCGACCGCAUCCGAUUUCAUUAGGCUCGCCACCACAUUGUCCGCUGUCGUAGAAGAGAACCCGGAGUCUUGGCGAGUGGAAGGAGACGAGUUGUACCUAGGAGUGCGGCAAGGCCUUAGUAAUACCGCUGCUCGCCUGAUGUCCCAGGGAGAUGCCAUGGACCGCCGAGCCCACACAACCAUUCUGAUGACCCUUGAAGCCUUUAAGAGCCAAAGAGAUCUCUACAUCGCUGCGAAGGACAUGUUCCUGCGCCAUGACAGACUCUCCGGUGAUCAGGUCGAUAAAUUACAGAAGAGGGUGGAAAGUAAUGCCCUUAAGCUUGAGACGAUCAAAAAUCUGCGUCAAGAGGGAUGGGCAGCCAAGGCCGAUCGAGUUUUGGGCACGAUAGAACUGGAUCAAAGUGCGAUCGCGGCGGCGAUGGCACGACGGGUGUUUGUUCGUCAUUGCAUCUGGAGCGAACUUCGCGGAGUGCUAUAUCCAAGAGAGAAUACCCUAAUGGCGCUCGCUUUACAAACGUUCGCACAACAAGAACGAGAAUAUGUUGGUACCUUAGUAGCAAGCUGGGACAUCUUAGCGGAAGAUCUGAGUGCUAUGCCAUUGGAGUAG
Cantharellus anzutake is the source of this 1767-nucleotide messenger RNA. RefSeq lists its product as uncharacterized. Gene Ontology annotation, molecular function: phosphatidylinositol-3-phosphate binding. The coding region runs from base 1 to 1767 and encodes 588 amino acids. Lineage: Eukaryota; Fungi; Basidiomycota; Agaricomycetes; Cantharellales; Hydnaceae. Gene Ontology annotation, cellular component: endosome. Gene Ontology annotation, biological process: protein targeting to vacuole; retrograde transport, endosome to Golgi. The record is from RefSeq and is a predicted model, not a curated record. The transcript has 13 exons.